Messenger RNA from Lolium rigidum, 420 nucleotides. RefSeq lists its product as uncharacterized. Gene Ontology annotation, biological process: guard cell differentiation; stomatal complex development. The record is from RefSeq and is a predicted model, not a curated record. The transcript is spliced from 3 exons. NCBI's taxonomy places the organism in Eukaryota, Viridiplantae, Streptophyta, Magnoliopsida, Poales, Poaceae. The coding region runs from base 1 to 420 and encodes 139 amino acids.
AUGCCGCCGCCCACGGGGAGCCGGCGGCCGGGGUGCGACGGCGGCUCCAUGCUCAGGCUGCUCCUCGUCGCCUCCCUCUGCUGCGGCUGCUUCUUCCUCGUCGAGCUCUGGGACAAUGGCGCGCUCCGUUCAGAUUCCGGGAAGAUGGCAGGAGCAGCGACCCACCACGCCGAUCAUGAUCCGGUCAGUCCCAACACCGAUCUGCAGGAGAUCGGUCACUACGACAGCGGCGCCGGCGGCGGGCGUCGGCUGCUUUCCGGCGGCCCAGGGUCGCACCCGCCGCGGUGCACGUCCAAGUGCGGCAGCUGCAGCCCGUGCUCGCCCGUGCACGUGUCCGUGCCGCCGGGCGUGCUGGUCACCACGGAGUACUACCCGGUGGCGUGGCGCUGCAAGUGCCGCGACCGCCUCUACAUGCCCUGA